AUGGGGGAGCGGGAUGGCAGUUGGGACAGCGAUAGCGACGAGACAGUCGUGGAGGGCUCAGUGAUAGAGAGCGAUGUGGAGGGCGAGGAGCUCCACAGCAGGAGGUUAUCUUUUGUUAAUAAGGAUGUAUCUUUAACAACUGAAGUAAGAAUUGAUGAAGGAGCCCCCUCUCCAGAGAUCUCUUUUAUUCAUAAACUUCGUCAUCGUCCAUACACUUUGAAGGAGGAAAAGCAGAUAAAUCUGAUUUCAUGGAAAUUAAGUGAUGAAGAUCUCUCUCCAGAAACAAGCCUGUGUCUAGAUGCAUUUCUGGAGGAGCUAAUAGUGGUUCCAAAAGAACAGACACCGCAAGAUAUAUUUCCGCAUGUUUUGGAAGAUUGCCAGAGAAUGAGUGUGACUGUUACUGACACAGAUAACACAGUAAAAGAAUAUUCCCUUAAUAAUGAUACCGAUCUCUCAUUGACGUCCUUAGGGAAGAUUUUCAUGGAAGCAGUCUCUGAACAGAGAAUAGUGAUGGGUGAAUUUGAAAUCAGUGAUUUGUUGAAACCUCUCAGUGAUUCAGAGAGUCCUAAAAUGAUAAACCAAUUGCAUGACAUGUUAGAGUGCCAGGGUCCUGCCUUAUCCAUUGAUACAUUAGCAGAUGAGAGGAGCGAUGCCCUGCCGGUUGAGCUUGUGACAGCUCUGAACUCCUUGUCAGGCUCUGUAGUACAGCCUGUCACUCCUGAAGUGCCAAACAAGAGGCAGCUUAGCACUGAGGAAGAGCAGUUAAAUUCAGAACCCAGUAUUCCCCAGCUAGAUGAUGACUGUACGCAAAUAACAGAUACAUUUGAGCCUCAGCUCCCUACAGUUCAGGUGGAAGAAAUAAAAGCUAUAGCAGGAUCUAACUUGCAGAGGACAACGAAUGAGCAACUUGUGGGUGAUCAGCAGAGAGAGAAAGAAGUAAUUUCAGAUUAUUGGAGUGCCAACUUGCAUGAAAAGCCCGCUGGGGAGGGAAGUUCAGUGGAGACUGACGUGUGUGCAGAAACUACCAAAGCAACAUCAAGGAAAGCAAUGCAGUUAAGAGGGACCUUCUCAAAAAAGUGCAGAGAUCUUGUUUCCAGUUGUGGCCAAAUGCUACAAGAGACUCGGCAGAGGAUAUCUCACAAUGGCAAUAAAACAAGAAACAAAGCUAAGGAUUUUGAAAAAAUUCAGAAGUCUACUUCUAAAGACAAGCAGGAUCUAGAAACCAACGUAUGUCAAGGCCUGAUGACUCUGAAUGGGAAUAGAAAAGCCGAGCAGACAAGGAGAAGCAAAAGAAUCAAAAAGAAAAUUAGACAAGAAGCCUCCAUUAGGAAUUCCGUAAAUCUUAUUUUCCCCAUUCCACUGUCAAGAAUCAAUAGGAAGAAUAUUUUUGGUGAGACCUUACUGCAUAAAGCUGUUGCUGAUGAAGAUAUGGACCUUGUAUGUAAUAUAAUAAAAUGUGGUGCAAAUGUAAAUGCUCAGGAUUAUGCUGGCUGGACUGCACUACAUGAAGCAAGUGUGGAAGGCCUUUAUGGGAUAGCAAACGAGCUUUUGAAAGCAGGAGCUGAUGUUAAUGCUAGAGGAGGUGAACAAAUAACACCAUUACAAGAUGCAGUUAAAGAAGGUCAUUAUGAGUUGGCAGAGUUAUUACUUUGGUAUGGAGCUGAUCCUUUAUUAAAAGAUGAGAUGGGAAGAUGUGCAUUAGAAGAAGCUUCUGACCAGUCUAUGAGGAAACUACUUACAAGCUAUGUAGCAAAAUCCAGAAGAGGUUCAGAAGAGAUAUCAGCUGGAGAGGAUGCUGAGAGUAUGUUAAGUGCUCAAAGUUUAGAUGAUACAAACCUGCACCAGACAGAAUUAAACUCAGAUGGCACAGUCCAAUGUGAUCAUACUAAGGCAUCAAAGGAAGGCUUCGCUAAAAAUGAACAAAGCAGAAAAACAAAUUUGGUGACACAUACAAAAAAUACAGUUCUUCAGGAUUUGGAAGGCAGAAGACUGAAUGAAGGAAAUUUAACAGAUACAAAUUCAGAUUCAAAAAAGACAGAGAAAUCUGUUAUUGAUAUGGCAGAGGCUGCUGCCAAGAGUAAAAUUACUCAGAAAGGUAAUAAAAAAGAUACAUAUGUAUCUUUUUUAUGUCCCCAUACAAACCAAGGAACAAUUAAAAUACAGGAAGCAGUUUUGCCUGAUGUUGGACCUAAUGAAAUGGGCUUCAGUGUUGAUGUUUCUGAUCACAAUUUUUGCAGCACAGUUGAUGGUGAAGGUGAAUUGGUCUUGCUAACAGAAAUGCAACAGGAACAUGGAUUCAAUAGUGGUAACAAUGAAAAUCCAUUUCCAGAAGAAAAGAAAAGAACCGGUGGAAGCACAGCAACAUCUGUCAUCAUAGGGGAGGAAAUGACCAGUUUACAUUGCCCCACAUCAUCAAUGUCUGCAGAAAAAAUGUCUGUGAAGCAUUCUGAGACUACUGAUGUAACAGAACCUGAUUCUCAGUCAAUACUUUCUUUGACUUCAUCUCACAGUGUGUCACUUUUGAAGCUACAACAGGAAAUCAAGAGUUACGAUAGUGAUCAACGUAGUCUCACGCAGAGUAGCAAAGACAGCUUGACUGACAGGAGUCUAAAUACUGAUAUGAGGAUACCUUCAGAACAAAUUAUUUCUUUGAAAAACUUGACAAAUCAAGUUAAAUCUGAUGUUGAUGGAAACAAAAGUAAUGGAGAGGCUCUAAGUUUAAAAAUCUCCUUGCCCCUGUUGCAGGAGAUUUCUUUGCAGAUAAAUGAGUCAGAAUCAGCAUGUGCAAAUCUUACUGAUUCAGACAGCACAGAUAUAUUGCAACAGACUAUUGCAAAUGAGGUGCAAAACAUUUAUACAAAUAUAUCUGAAGAGGGAACCAAUUGUACUGAACAAACACUUCAAACAAAUACAGAAACACUGUUAGCAGAUGAACUUUUAGCAGCUACCAGUGGAGAAAGUGUUUCCAAAAGUUCCGUAAAUUGUAGCAGUGGGAUGCCAAGCACUAUUGAACAAAAAGCUGAACAACUAGAGGAGGGAAGGAGAGUCCUGCUUAAUGCAGAAGAAAGUGCUGAAGGGUUUCUCACUGAGACAGCUGAAAAUGCUAGCAAUUCAGAGAUGGGGUCUACAGCUUUAAAACCCCAUGAGAAGGAAGCACUUCGAAUUCAAAGAAAGAGACAAGAUCUUCAAGAGACCAACCGAAAAGCAGAUUUGCAUUUCAGUAUUAAUGCAGACAAGAAGUUUCCUUACCCUUCUCAGAUUAUGCAAAAUACAGAGCAGGAAACCUCCCAGAAAACAGAUGAAGGAGUGUUUGCUGAAAUAACUGGAACAGAAGUCACUGAAAAAAAUGAAGAAGAAAGAAAUGCAAAGGGCGAUGUGCUUUCACAGUUUACUGAAACAGAAGCAAUCCAAACUAAAAGAGUAAAAUUAGACCCUCAGGAGACAAGCCAAAAGACAGAUUUGUGUUCCAGUAGUGGUAAAAGCAAGCUUUCAUUGAAUCAAUCACACUUCAGUCAAGGAUCAAAACAGCAAACAUCUAAGAAAUCAGAAUCAUCCAAAAAAGAAGCUGUAGUUUUACAUGUCGCCUAUAAUACAAGAGCUUGGACAAAGAAGAGAAAUGCAAAAGGGGAAAAUCAGCUGCAUAUUGCUGCUAAGAGAGGAGACUUGUCUUUGGUGAAAACUCUAAUAUCAUCUGGAAUUUGUGUCAAUGAAACAGACAACGCAGGCUGGACAGCAAUUCAUGAAGCUUCCAACAGGGGAUUUACUGACGUGAUCUUAGAGUUGCUGAAAGCUGGUGCUAAUAUUAACAGCAGAAGUCUGGAUGGUACUUUGCCAAUACAUGAUGCUGUUUCUGGCAACUAUUUGGAGGCAGUGAGAAUUCUACUACAGCAUGGAGCAAAUCCCCAUGAGAGGGAUGAUUCGAGCGAAACUGCUUGUGAUAAAGCUUGUGAUGAUGAAAUGAAAGAACUGCUGAAGUCUUAUGGUGCUAUUGACUCUGGACUUUCUGUUAAAACUACUGGGGUUACAGAGAGGAAAUAUAAUCAUCCUACUCGGUCAAGAAGAUCAAAACUUAUUUGUUAUGACUGCUGUAAAAAUGAUGAUGCAGCUUUGGUGCCACAACAUGAGAAAUACGAUGAGUCUGUUGCUGCCAUAAAAGAUACAGAACAGAAGCAAAAAGAACUGUUGCUACUUGAAUUGAGAACUUCCAAAGAUGCAGAUGCAUAUAUCCAAAAGCUGUCUCAGAUACAAGAUACUUUGAAUGAAAUGCUUGCAAAACAGAAAACUGAAAGGGAUGCCCUUGCUAAAAAAUACAGGGCUUCAGUGGAAUCUUUUAAAAAAGGAGCACUAAGGGAACAAUUAGUUAAGCUUGCUUCUAGGCAAAAGAGUCUGUUGAUUGUUGCCCAGAACCAGAAGGAAUUAGUCCAGAAAAUACAAAAUUACAGAAAAGAAAAGCAAGUGUAUUCAACACAUGCAGAGAAACAAAUCUCAAACACAGUUAUUUGCUAUGGAAAUGGUAAAGGACAAGAUUUAACUGCUGAUAAAAUCAUGUGUCCUGAUGUAGUUACAUUUAGUACAGGGCCCGGUGCCAGCAUGCCUAAUGGAAACAGAGUAGAAGCACAUCUCUCUUUAGAAAAUAGAUUUUCAGCUCAGGAAUGCAGCCAACAUCCAAACAGCUGCUUGGCUGAGACAGGAACAAAUAAAGAAGCAAUUAGAAGCAAAGAGGUUUCUGAUCAUGCUUUGGCAUCUGAAAACAGGGUAAGAGAGUAUCCUUUCGAUAACAUGUCCAAGUUGACAAAUGCUGUAGAGGUGGUGACAUUGCCUUCAGAACCUGCUGUUUCCACUACUGAAACAAAAGGCUUACAGCAAAAAGACAUUGAUUGUGCAGCAGUUGCAGAACAAGGAAACAAGUCUCUAAAUCCCACUUCAGUGACCAACACAUUAAAUAUUUCAGAAGCCCGAAGCGCUGUCGUCAGUAAUAAUGUCUGUCAGCUGACCAGUGACUGUGAGCGGGUUCUUACUGCUGAGGAUCUAGACAGAUAUGUAAAUAAGAAAGAUGCUUUCCAGCAGCAGCAAGAGAUUGCGUCAACAUCCACAGAGGACUUUCCUAAUACUCUGCAGCAAAUGAUCUUUCAGAGUAGUGUUGAAUCGUUCAGUGCCAACUCAAUGCUUACAAGUCUUGUCUCAAAUACAGAUUAUUCAAUAAACCUCAACAAGAAAUCUUCUUCCCAGAGCUGUAGUAAUCAGGAAUAUGAACAAAAACAAUUGAAGUACAGACGAAAUAAUAGGAAAAAACUUCAAUUGAUGGAUCUACUUGAAUUGGGAAGGAUUAAGCCGGGAGAAAAUGUUUUAGAAUUCAAACUUCAGGAAUUUAGUCAUAAAGCCACACUCUUGGAGGAUGGCAAGAUCAAAACCAGUAACAGAAGAAUACUUCAGAAUCCAGUUCAGUGGGUUAAAGAGCUGCUAGGAAGUGAUAUUUCAGUGACCUGGAAGUAUGUAUGGAAUAAGGUUGGUCUGAUUUGAC
Molecule: messenger RNA, 5521 nt
Organism: Dromaius novaehollandiae (emu)
Lineage: Eukaryota; Metazoa; Chordata; Aves; Casuariiformes; Dromaiidae
Product: ankyrin repeat domain-containing protein 31-like
Exons: 20
Coding region: 1-5520 (1839 amino acids)
Molecular function (GO): protein binding
Source: RefSeq, a predicted model, not a curated record